UCGCUAUAUGUCAGCACAUGCUACUGUCAGUAAAGAUUCGUUUCCGUUUGUGUCAUAUGAUCAAUUUGUGGAUUGAUAUUGAAUUGUAGGGAGUGUCUCGAAUUUAUAGUUGCAUCUUAGAAAUAAAAAUGUUGAAAACACUCGUCUGCUUCGUAGCUGCUUUUGUUGCAGUAAAAGCAAAUGGGGAGUUUCUAGUACUUCAUAGUCCAAGUACUGUUCAAUUCAAUGGAAAAGGAGAAGUAAAUCAGAGCCUGCUUACUGAAGUAUUUACAGCUGCUUUAGGUUACACUGCAAAGCUAAAAGGAACAUGGGAUGGCAUGUCCAUCACAGAUCCGUUCAACCUUGCAGAAGCUGUAGUUGUAAUAUCUAUAGAAGGAAUAUAUUCUUUGAAUACAUCGAAAGGUACAACAUUUCCACUAAAUGUUAACGAGGGUGAAGAAACUACGUGGCAAGCUUUAAGACAACGUCUUGAUGAAAGAGAUGAUGAUAAUAUGUUAGUAAGAAUCAAUUUGAGUGAUGGAAUUGAUGCUUUGGGACAGUCUGCACUUGGAGAAUUAAAACCAACUCCUAUUGAUGAGACAUCUUUAAAAGCACUAAACUUAAGAAAGGAAGAAGAUAGGAAAUUCCUUGAAGAAGUGCAACUGUUGCACGCUAUUGCCAAAAAAGCACCUUCUGCUAUUAAACCAGAUUCUAAGCCUGAUAUUUAUUGGUUAGUUGUAUCUGGGUUGCAACCUAUUUUUGAUGCAUAUGGGAAUAAUUCAACUACAUCAAAGGAAGCUUUAUCUUUGCUGAAUAAUGCCUUGAAUGUUAUUAGUGAUGCAUUCAUUCAAGCUUAUGAUGGCCAGGUGUUAAUUGUGGCCACCACAAAUGAUGCAAGUAAGGUACAUCAUAUCCGUUCUGUCACUCUGGGAAGGCAAAGACGAGAUACAGCAACGCAAAAUGAACAUCAAGGUGAAGAAAAAAAAAUAGAAGAAGAAGAGGAUUCAGAUUCAAAUAUCGGUAGUACUACAGAAUUCGACAGUCUCACAAGAAAUUCUACUGCAAGUAGUGAUAGUGGAGUCACUGAAUCUGAUCAGGAUAACAGUAAUAUGGGCCAUAACACAAACUCUAACACAAAAAUUAUAGGACAGGUCCAGAAUCUUUCGAAAAAAUACUCGCCGAAUUAUCCAGUCAUCUUUAACAUUUUUUUGUGGUUUGGAAUUAUUUUCGUUUUUUCACUUCUAGCUAUUUGCAUUGCCAUUUCUGAGAUGGAUCCAGGACGCGACUCCAUAAUAUACAGAAUGACUUCCAACCGUAUGAAGAAAGAUAAUUAAAUGUAAAUACAAGUUAAUAAUAUCCAAAUUAAAACAGUUUGUAUACAUAUUAGCUGUACUUAAACCAACUCGACAUUCAUGAACUUGACAGUCAUGAACACGCAUAAUUGUAUGAUAGUAAUAUAACGGCUAUUAUAAAAUAUUGAUGUACACGCUGUUGUAUCAUAUAUGAAGUGAACAGUCCGUUGAAAUAUCCUUUUGUUGUACAUUUUCUAGAACUAUUAAGUAACCGUAUUGAAUUCGUGUAUAGUAAUAUGUAAAAAUCUAUUUACUAUAGUUUAAGUUUAAUAUAAGUAAAUGCAGAUAAUAGUAAAUAUCAAUACAUGUUCAUCAUAUAGUUACGAAGUAAAAGUAUGAAAUCGCAUACGUAUUUAUCAAAUCCUGAUAUUUGGAUUAUUUUCAAUCAUUGUGAUUAUAAAAAUACAUAAAUAAUGUAAUUUCAUAUUUCAUUUAUAUACUGUUAAUUAAUUUUGAGUUGCCUAGGGAUAUAA
Messenger RNA from Nomia melanderi (Alkali bee), 1804 nucleotides. RefSeq names its product ATPase H(+)-transporting accessory protein 2 (gene ATP6AP2). NCBI's taxonomy places the organism in Eukaryota, Metazoa, Arthropoda, Insecta, Hymenoptera, Halictidae. Gene Ontology annotation, cellular component: external side of plasma membrane; membrane. Gene Ontology annotation, biological process: positive regulation of Wnt signaling pathway. The record is from RefSeq and is a predicted model, not a curated record. Gene Ontology annotation, molecular function: signaling receptor activity.